Drosophila grimshawi is the source of this 1728-nucleotide messenger RNA. Its product is annotated as protein kinase 4. Bases 95 to 1546 code for a protein of 483 amino acids. NCBI's taxonomy places the organism in Eukaryota, Metazoa, Arthropoda, Insecta, Diptera, Drosophilidae. The record is from RefSeq and is a predicted model, not a curated record. The transcript has 3 exons.
GAUGUGCCACAAAUGUGAAAAAUAAAGAAAAGAAUUCAAAACAAAUCACUUAGCUGUUAAAUUAAAACAGUCGUCGACAAGUGUUCGUCUGGAGAUGCAUUUCUGGAUUGAUAAGCGUUCGCAACAAUGCGGUUUUGGACGGUCGCGCGUUGCCGCCUCCCUGUCGCAUGCGGGCGGUGGCCUCAGCUACGGACAUCCGCCGCGGCGCAGCAAGUCCAGUAGCAACAACAGCAACAACUUGGCCAGCAGCAGCAGCGGCGCCAGCAGUGGCAGCCAUAAUCAAACACUCGCCUCGGUGCAUCGCACAGUAGCGCCUUAUGGCGGUGACUGUCAGACGGGCGCUGGCACCAGUCGCCAGGCCUUGCACUAUACCAGCAGCAGCAACAAUAAUGCACAGCAGCAACAGCAGCAGCAGCAACUCUUCCAUCACAGCAGCAACAACAACAAUAGCAAUGCUGCUGCGGCAAUGACAACGGCAACAACUGCCAGCAACAACAACAAUGCUAAUGUCACAGCCUCAUCGGCGGCGGUGCUAACAGGCAGCGGAACAAUUGUGCCACUGGUCGCACAUGGUUCGCAUGGCUAUCAUCAGCACAGCACGCGCUACCAGCCGCGAUCACAGCAACAGUUGCAGCAGCAGCAGCAACAGCAGCAACACUUGCAGCAACAACAGCAUCACUACAGCUACAGCUAUCAUCAUCCACAAUUUGGCAACAUGGCUGUGCCGAUGCGGCAGUAUGAGCAACAGCCACUGCAACAGCAGCAACAUCAUCAGCAACAUCAGCAACAUUCGGGCGUCUAUGCCGACGAUGCUUAUAGCGCCUAUCACCAUCAUCAUCACAGCAGCAGCAACAGCAACAACAGUCGAUAUGCAACACCGCGUCGUCACAACUCCAGCAGCAACAUGCGACACACAACAGCAACAACAGCCACAUCAGCAGCAACAGCUUCCGUUACAGCAGCAGCAGUCCCUGUUUCGGCCACGCCAAUACCACCCACACAGGCACAGGCAGUGGUCACGGGCCAGGGCAACCAGCUACAGCAGCAGCAUCACGCACUGUUGCAACACGCCGAUUCGCAGCUGCUGCCCAGUCAUCUGAAGUGCGGAAUGUGCGCAUCGCUAGUGCUGGCCUCGGUUUUUGUGGCGGGCGCAAAGUUCUACUUUGAUCAUCAGGGCACUGGGCUGGAGGUGUUCAUAUUUUGUGGAUUCUCAGUGACAUUCAUUUUGGCUGCCUGCAUGAUGUCCAUGUGCCGCAUACCCAGUGGAUUGCUGUCCAGUCGCACUAAUGGACGCGCCGUUUGCCACAGUCGUGGCGUGAAUGCCGGCGGCAAUGUCAGCAGCUGCAUGUUGGAGCUGAAUGAUGUGCGCUAUUUAGAUGAGCGACAGGUGGAGGUUGUUAGUGCAGAAACGGCUGCAGCAGCAGCAGCUGGACCACCGCCGUAUCAUAUAGCAAUAUUGCUGCCGGAGCAAACGCCGACGGCGCUGGGAAAGCAGCUGCCACUCGAUGAGUCACCGCCGCCGUCCUAUGAUAAGAUACUCGUGUAGAUUAGGCUAAGAGUAGGAUUUUUGGUUUUUUUUUGUUUAUUUAGGAAUUGAGCGUCAAUUUCAGUUAAGCGUCAGCUAUCUAUCAACCCAGUCCGACAUACCAAAUACUUUUGCUCAAUAUUUUUCUAAUGAUAUCAAAACUUUAUAUAAACAUAUACACGGCAAACAAUUACAUUUGCAUA